This is a messenger RNA of Vitis riparia (riverbank grape), 2027 nucleotides long. RefSeq names its product receptor-like protein EIX2. Gene Ontology annotation, molecular function: protein binding. NCBI's taxonomy places the organism in Eukaryota, Viridiplantae, Streptophyta, Magnoliopsida, Vitales, Vitaceae. The record is from RefSeq and is a predicted model, not a curated record. Bases 769 to 1845 code for a protein of 358 amino acids. The transcript has a single exon.
AAUUCAUUUGGCGGUUCAAUUCCAGAAUCAAUUGGGAGCUUAUCCUCUUUACAGGAAUUGUACCUCUCGCAGAAUCAAAUGGGUGGGAUCAUCCCAGACAGCCUUGGACAACUCUCAUCACUGGUCGUGCUAGAGCUCAAUGAGAACUCAUGGGAAGGUGUCAUAACAGAAGCUCAUUUUGCCAACCUCUCAAGCUUAAAGCAGUUGUCUAUUACUAAAAGUUCUCCAAAUGUUUCUUUGGUUUUCAACAUCUCCUCUGACUGGGCUCCUCCUUUCAAACUCACAUACAUCAACCUUAGAUCUUGCCAAUUGGGUCCCAAAUUUCCUACCUGGCUCAGAACUCAAAAUGAGUUGACCACCGUAGUGCUGAAUAAUGCUGGAAUUUCAGGUACUAUACCAGAUUGGUUAUGGAAAUUAGAUUUGCAGCUCAGUGAACUAGACAUUGCUUAUAAUCAAUUAAGUGGCAGAGUUCCAAACUCAUUAGUGUUCAGCUACCUAGCCAAUGUUGAUUUGAGUUCAAACCUCUUCGAUGGUCCUCUCCCACUCUGGUCGUCUAAUGUAAGUACACUGUAUCUGAGGGGAAAUCUAUUUUCUGGACCAAUUCCUCAGAACAUCGGUCAAGUAAUGCCCAUUUUGACAGAUUUAGAUAUCUCUUGGAACUCUCUAAAUGGCAGCAUUCCCUUGUCUAUGGGUGAUCUACAGGCUUUGAUCACCUUGGUUAUCUCCAAUAAUAAUUUAUCUGGAGAAAUUCCUCAGUUCUAGAACAAGAUGCCUUCCCUGUAUAUUGUAGAUAUGUCAAACAACAGCCUCUCAGGUACAAUACCAAGAUCACUGGGUUCCCUCACUGCACUCAGAUUCUUGGUGCUAUCCAACAACAAUCUCUCUGGUGAACUUCCUUCCCAGCUGCAAAACUGCAGUGCCUUGGAAAGCCUUGAUCUUGGUGAUAACAAAUUUUCUGGAAACAUUCCAGCCUGGAUAGGAGAAAGCAUGCCAUCCCUGUUGAUCUUAGCCUUGCGGUCCAACUUCUUCAGCGGUAAUAUUCCUUCAGAAAUCUGUGCCCUUUCCGCUCUUCACAUACUGGACCUCUCACACAACCAUGUGUCAGGAUUCAUUCCUCCCUGUUUUGGGAACUUGAGUGGCUUCAAAUCUGAACUUUCCGAUGAUGAUCUAGAACGGUAUGAGGGACGCUUGAAACUCAUUGCAAAAGGAAGAGCACUGGAAUACUAUAGCACUCUCUACCUUGUGAAUAGUCUGGAUCUGUCCAAUAAUAGCUUAUCAGGAGAGAUUCCAAUAGAACUAACAAGCCUUCUGAAACUGGGAACCUUGAAUUUGUCCAGCAAUAAUUUGGGGGGAAAUAUACUAGAAAAGAUUGAAAACUUGCAGUGGUUGGAGACUCUCGACCUAUCAAGAAACAAACUUUCUGGUCCAAUUCCAAUGAGCAUGGCUUCCAUAACCUUUUUGGUUCACCUGAAUCUGGCACACAAUAACUUGUCAGGGAAAAUCCCAACAGGCAACCAGUUUCAAACCUUGAUUGAUCCGUCUAUUUACCAGGGCAACCUCGCACUUUGUGGAUUUCCUCUAACGACAGAGUGCCAUGACAACAAUGGAACAAUUCCAACUGGGAAAGGAGAAGACAAUGAUGAUGAAGAUGGAGAUGACUCUGAAUUGCCAUGGUUCUUUGUUAGCAUGGGACUAGGAUUCAUCAUAGGAUUCUGGGGAGUUUGUGGCACUUUGAUAAUCAAGACGUCAUGGCGGUAUGCUUUUUUUCGUUUUGUCGAGAAAAUGAAAGAUAGGCUCCUUCUGGCUGUGGCACUGAAUGUUGCCCGUCUGACAAGAAAGGUGUAGGUGUUUGAAAAAAACUGUGGCAGCUGAAGAAAAUCUGGGAACAUGCUUUAAGAUGAAAAGAUACUUGUUGAAAACAUCAGUUCUCAUCAAUUGUAAACCUGCCAUUUACACAAACAAAUUUAUGUUUGGGAAUUAUUUCUUAUGAUCUUGAUUGCUUUUAAAUAUUGUGUUAGUAGCACGAA